AUGUUUCGGGCUGCACGCCUGCUGCAGGCACUUGUUUAUUUCGCGACUUGCACAACGCUCGUUAUCGCAACGUGCUACACACCGGAUGGAAAUGCGGUGCAAGAAGACGAUGUUGCGCCUUGCUCAAACGAUCCAUCCGACCCUCUGAGCCAUAUCUGCUGCAUCACGAAUCGACCGAAAGCCUCCGGCACCUCGACAAAUGCAUCCGAAAUACGCGACACAUGCCUCCCAAACGGGCUUUGCCAGAACGAGUCGCUUCUCGAAGAUGGGUCGAUUUAUUUGCAGUGGGGUAGAAAUUGGUGCACAAAUCCAGACUGGAGCACUGGGCAGUGUUUGGACGAUGUGUGCACACGCACAGCGGGAGAAAAAGCAGGGCUUGUGCGCGUAAUUCCCUGCUCGGGCAAGAACAGCUCACUGACGUGGUGCUGCGGCGAUUCUGACAGUUGCUGCACUUCCACCGAUCAAACCGACCUCGUCUCGCUCGCUCCUACAUUUACGACAGCCGCUGCAACCUCGACAUCUUCCGCCUCUUCAAGCACUCUGACCAUUCCAGAAUUUACUCCAGACACUUCAAUCAUUGUAACGACUCGGACAUCAUCAAGUGAUGGGGCUUCGCAAACUGGCAUCGAAAAUCCGCAAGUAACACCCGCUGAGACCUCGGGCUUGCCAAGAGGAGCAAAAGCAGGGAUAGCUAUCGGUGCAGUCGUGGGCGCCGUAGUGUUCGUUAUGCUUGGAGUCUGGAUCUCCAAAGCGAUGGCAUGGCGCAGGGAUGUUUAUGCUGCGAGAGCGCAGAAUGACCCCAAUCACUAUACGGGAUCAGACAUGGAAGGGCUGUACGGUCAGCACCCGCAGAAGCUCCCACCUUCCCUGACCCAGUAGAAGUACCCGACCACCGAGCCAGCAUUCGAAGGAGCAGAUUAGUGGGUGCCUUAUCUGCUAAGUAUUCAU
This is a messenger RNA of Paraphaeosphaeria sporulosa, 948 nucleotides long. RefSeq lists its product as uncharacterized. The record is from RefSeq and is a predicted model, not a curated record. NCBI's taxonomy places the organism in Eukaryota, Fungi, Ascomycota, Dothideomycetes, Pleosporales, Didymosphaeriaceae. The transcript has 3 exons. Bases 1 to 879 code for a protein of 292 amino acids.